Molecule: messenger RNA, 1158 nt
Organism: Effrenium voratum
Lineage: Eukaryota; Dinophyceae; Suessiales; Symbiodiniaceae
Source: the annotation of a GenBank genome assembly
AUGGCAGCCGGACUUGCGCUCAAAAUUCGGUAUGGAACGCUCGAGAUCGGAUUUCCCGACGGCCGGACAUUCCGCAUUCACGGACGUGAGGAUGGACCGAACGGCGUUCUUCACAUUCACGACUGGCGCUUUUUCCGCAUGGUGGUCAAGGCGGGGGAUGUCGGCGUCGGGGAAGCGUUCAUGGCCGGAUACUGGUCCUCGCCCGACGUGACAACGUUUCUUGAAGUGUUCUGCAUCAAUCAGGAAUCGACGCUGGAAGCGAUUCAGGGAAAGCCAUUGACCCGCCUUCUCCUUUCUGCCCGACAUUGGCUGAAUUCCAAUACCCGGCGCGGGUCCAAGCGAAACAUUUCGGCGCAUUAUGACCUUGGAAACGCGUUCUACAAGGAAUGGCUCGAUCCGUCGAUGACCUAUUCAUCGGCGAUUUACAGCAACGAGACCAACAACCUGGAGCAGGCACAAACGGAGAAGUAUGCGUCCCUGGUAAGGCAAACCGGAAUCGAACCGGAACACUCGGUCCUGGAGAUCGGGUGCGGCUGGGGCGGUUUUGCAGAACAUGUAGCAAAAACGGUCGGGGCGCAUGUUCGCGCGCUGACGAUAUCGCAAGAGCAAUUCGAAUAUGCAAGUGAACGUAUCUUCAAAGCCGGCCUCAAUGAAAAAGUGGACGUCGUGUUUCAGGACUAUCGCGAUGAACGCGGAGUUUUCGACCGGAUUGCCUCAAUCGAGAUGUUCGAGGCAGUUGGUGAAAAAUACUGGACGACCUAUUUUGACCAGUUGUCCAGAUGUCUGAAACCCGGUGGAAAGGCAGGACUUCAGAUCAUAACGAUCCAGGACAAGAUGUUUGAAGACUACAGGCGCGGCACGGAUUUCAUUCAGCGCUACAUAUUUCCAGGUGGCAUGCUGCCGCCACCGGGAAAACUCGUCGAAAUCGGCAAAUCUCUUGGACUGGACCUGGCAGAACAGAAGAUUUUCGGCCAGGACUAUGCCCGUACGCUCGCGGAGUGGCGGCAACGUUUCUGCCAAUCCUGGCCACAGAUACGCCCUCUUGGUUUCGACGAACGGUUCAAGCGACUUUGGGAGUUCUACCUCCACUAUUGCGAAGCCGGAUUUCGCGCCGGGAACAUUGACGUCAGACAGAUGGUGUACGUCAAAGCUCCCUGA